AUGGCCGACGCAGUGGUAGCAUUUGGAUUGCAGAAGCUUUGGGAGCUUCUAAUUCGAGAAUCCAAUCGGUUUAAGGGAGUCCAUGAACAAGUCACCGAGCUACAAAACGAUCUGAGAGGGCUAAAGUCGUUUGUGAAAGAUGCAGAAGAAGAAACCAAUGAAGGUAAGAGUGAGAGAGUGAGAAAUUGUGUUCAAGAGAUUGUUGAGAUUGUGUAUGAUGCUGAAGAUAUCAUCGAGAGUUUUCUUAUAAACGAAGAGAAGUUUGGUAGAGAAAGAGGGAUUAAGAAGCAUUUAAAGAGAGUUUCUUGCAUCACAUUUUCUCAUCAGGAGUUUGGUUUACUGAUCAGAAGCAUAAUCACUAGGAUCGCUAAGGUUAUAGACAAUAUGGAGAGAUUCGGAGUGAGAGAGAUCAUUGAUAAAGUUGAUGAAGAAGAAGAUACAGAAAGAGUUAUUGGUGGAACAUCUUUUCCUAGCGUUUCUGAAAGCAGCCUAAUUGGUGUGGAGCAGAGUGUUGAAGAGCUAGUGGAUCAUCUUGUGGAAGAUAAUGGUAUUCAAGUGGUUUCUAUAUGCGGGAUGGGCGGUAUCGGGAAAACCGCGCUUGCUAGAAAAGUUUUCCAUCAUGAGAUGGUGCGGUGUUGUUUCAAUGGAUUCGCUUGGGUGUGUGUUUCACAAGAGUGUAGGCAAAAGCACGUGUGGAGGUCGAUAUUGCAGAGCCUUAAGCCGAAGAAUGAGGAAAAGAGAAUUGUGGAAAUGACAGUGUCUGGACUCCAAGAUGAGCUCUUUAAACUACUUGAAACCGAAAAAUGUUUGAUUGUCCUUGAUGAUUUGUGGAGCACUUCAGCUUGGGAGCUUAUACAACCAGGAUUUUCACAUAGAUCAGGGAGCAAGAUAUUACUCACUUCUCGGAAUGAAGGUGUUGGUUUGCAUCCAGAUACGAGACGCGUUGUUUUUAGGCCUAGAUGCUUAACUCAUGAAGAAAGCUGGGAAGUUUUCGGAAAGAUAGCUUUGACUGAGAGAAACGAUUUAGAGUUUCAGAUUGAUGAUUUAACGGAAGAGAUCCAACAAAUGCUCAAACACUGUGGAGGGUUACCUUUAGCUGUGAAAACUCUUGGAGGGUUGCUAGCUACAAAACGUACAGUGUCCGAGUGGAGAAAGGUACACAACAAUAUAGGAUCUCAUAUCGCAGGAGAUAUUAGUGAAAAUGGUGGAAGUAGUAGUUUGGUAUUCAAUGUGCUAUCUUUGAGUUAUGAAGAUUUACCUUCUCAUUUGAAACACUGCUUCCUAUACCUAGCACAUUUUCCGGAAGAUCAUGAGAUACAAACAGAGACAUUGUUCAAUUAUUGGGUCGCAGAAGGAAUAGUGAUGUUACAUAGUGAAGAGAGUACUAUUGUAGAUGUUGCAGAGGAUUACCUCGAGGAGUUGGUCAAGAGGAGUAUGGUUUUGGUAGGGAAGAGGAACAUUGUGACAUCAAGAAUCGAAUCUUGUCGUCUGCAUGACGUUGUUAGAGAAGUAUGUAUGUUUAAAGCCAAAGAAGAGAAUUUCAUACAAGUUAUCAGUGCUCAGAGCCGUAUUUCGAAUGCUACUAGCGGUCUAUCACCUGUAUCCACCACCAGAUCCCGCAGACUCGCUGUACAUUUGGUGGAUGAUGACGAUAACGAACCUAGUAUAUUUCAGCAGAGGCAGAUUCAAAACCCCAAAGCAAGGACCCUUUUGUAUAUCACUAGAGAUUUCAGUCCUUGGAUAUUAUCAACCCCGAGUUUUCGAGGUUUACGAUCACUUAGGGUCUUAGAUCUCUUUGGAGCUCAGUUCAGAAGACGCAAGUUACCUAAGAGCAUAGGGAAGCUCAUCCACUUGAGGUACCUGAGUUUGAAAGAGACAAACUUGUCUGUCUUACCGUAUUCUCUGGGGAAUCUAGUGCUGUUGGUUUAUCUGGAUUUAGAGAUUUACGAGACAAUGGUUCACAUACCAAAUGUUUUAAAGAAGAUGAAGAAGCUGAGAUAUCUUAUGUUACCCGAUGAACUAAGCAAUAAAACGAAGCUGGAAUUAAGUGGUUUAGUGAAGUUGGAGAGCCUCAAGAACUUCUCACUAAAGCACAGUAGCUUCAAAGAUCUCAUCAAUAUAUCCAAACUCAGAACUUUGUGGAUCUGUUGUGCCUCCGAUAACCCUGGAGAGGAAGUUUUACCUUUGUCGCUUGGUGCAUCAUUGAAACACUUGGAGGAAUUGAUGUUGUACAACAAAAGAAGCGGCCAAGUCCAACCCGUGAAAAUCGAUGCAGGAGCACUUGUUUCUGGUUUCCAAAGACUUAACCAAUUAAGGUUACAUAUAAAGAUAGAGAAGUUACCUAAUGAACUUCAAUUCCCUUCCUGGAUUGCCUCUGUUUCAUUAUCCUCUUGUGACCUACCCGAGGAUCCAAUGCCAGUUCUCGAGAAGCUACACAGCUUGAAGAUUGUUAGUCUAGAAAUGAAUGCUUUCACAGGGAGGAAAUGUUAUGCUCGAAAGGCGGGUUCCCUAAAUUGCAUACUCUAG
Messenger RNA from Arabis nemorensis, 2526 nucleotides. The record is from the annotation of a GenBank genome assembly. Lineage: Eukaryota; Viridiplantae; Streptophyta; Magnoliopsida; Brassicales; Brassicaceae.